Messenger RNA from Triticum dicoccoides, 839 nucleotides. RefSeq names its product ribulose bisphosphate carboxylase small chain PW9, chloroplastic-like. Lineage: Eukaryota; Viridiplantae; Streptophyta; Magnoliopsida; Poales; Poaceae. The transcript has 2 exons. The coding region runs from base 1 to 573 and encodes 190 amino acids. The record is from RefSeq and is a predicted model, not a curated record.
AUGGGGGCCUCAAGCGUAGCCUGCCACCUUCUCUCCUCCAACACCAUGGCCCCCACUGUGAUGGCUUCCUCGGCAACCUCCGUCGCACCCUUCCAGGGUCUCAAGUCGACCGCCGGCCUGCCCAUCAGCCGCCGCUCCAGCAGCGCCGGCCUCAGCAGCGUCAGCAACGGCGGAAGGAUCAGGUGCAUGCAGGUGUGGCCGAUUGAGGGCAUCAAGAAGUUCGAGACCCUGUCUUACCUGCCACCCCUCUCCACGGAGGCCCUCCUGAAGCAGGUCGACUACUUGAUCCGCUCCAAGUGGGUGCCCUGCCUCGAGUUCAGCAAGGUUGGUUUCGUCUUCCGUGAGCACAAUAGCUCCCCCGGAUACUAUGACGGUCGAUACUGGACAAUGUGGAAGCUGCCUAUGUUCGGGUGCACCGACGCCACACAGGUGCUCAACGAGGUGGAGGAGGUCAAGAAGGAGUACCCUGACGCCUAUGUCCGCGUCAUCGGCUUCGACAACCUGCGCCAGGUGCAGUGCGUCAGCUUCAUCGCCUUCAGGCCACCGGGUUGCGAGGAGUCUGGCAAGGCCUAAACUACGAGUUGAAACAAUGGCCUAUGUAUGAAGGUCUUUUGUGAACGUCACUUUUGUCCACGACUCUGCUGGACGACCAGAGCAUAUUUUUCAUUCUAUAUGGUCUGUGUAUGUAUGUACGAACAUAGGUUCUCGAGCAUGCAUAUGUAAAUUCUAGAACCGGCUACACAUAUACAAAACCUGUGUGAUAUUUAUUAUAUACAACACGCGGACCAUUGUCUUGCUGUUAUUAAUUCAUGAAAAAGGUUCUUUAUUUGGCACUGCAA